GUGCCGUCUCUGUACGCAUACGCUGCCCGGCAGCGCCCGACUGCCGCAGCUGGUCUGUUAAGCACAUUGUACCAAACGCGGCUACACGCAGCACCCAUAUGGCAGAUCUCCAGCGGGUAUGGACGACACGCCGGAUAAACAUCGUUGGUAGCUUAGAUGACGACAAACUAUUGUCUUUGAUUGAUCGCCUCGUCACGUUAGAAUCGCAGGAUCCAGAAGCACCCAUCCAAUUGCUUCUCAUCAACGCCCAUAAUGAUAUUAAGUUCGGACACGCGUGCGCCGUCAUUGACGUGAUGGCCUCCAUCACGCCGCCGGUGUACACUUCCGCGCUCGGUUAUUGCGAGUCGGCCGCCGUACUGAUCCUCGCAGGGGGCGAGCCUGGUCACCGCGUGGUCCAUCCGAGCACACUCCUCUUCCUUGACAAAGCCACUCUAGAAGAUCACGAGGUAACUGCCGGAUAUGAAACCAAAUGUGGUGAGCCUUUGUCCGACCUGCUGGCCAAGUUGACGCACCAGACGAAGGCAAAGGUGCACAAGGACCUGAUGCGCGAUAAGUACAUGUCCCCCGCCGAAGCGGUCGACUACGGCCUCGCCGACAUUGUGCCGGCGCCGAAGCAAACCCCGACGAAAUAG
Pelagomonas calceolata is the source of this 632-nucleotide messenger RNA. The record is from the annotation of a GenBank genome assembly. Lineage: Eukaryota; Pelagophyceae; Pelagomonadales; Pelagomonadaceae.